Penicillium manginii is the source of this 1050-nucleotide messenger RNA. RefSeq names its product alpha/beta fold hydrolase. The record is from RefSeq and is a predicted model, not a curated record. Bases 1 to 1050 code for a protein of 349 amino acids. The transcript has a single exon. Lineage: Eukaryota; Fungi; Ascomycota; Eurotiomycetes; Eurotiales; Aspergillaceae.
AUGCCGCCCCGGAAUUGGACAGUUGAGACAGGCUCAUCGCUGAUCUCCAUCGGCUCUCACCGUCUAUGGGUCUCUGUCUCUGGGCCACCGCGUAAUAACCCGGAGGCUCCGCUGGUAGUCGUUAUCGCAGGAGCUGGCGAUGUCGCGUCUUCAUACACAGCCCUCUCACCGCUGGUUUCUUCGUCAUCUCGUAUCCUGCUCUAUGAUCGCUCCGGUCUUGGCCGUAGUGAGUCGAGCCCUUGUCCUAGUACUAGUCCUACUAGUCCUACUCCUUCCUCGGAUUCCCCGGAUCACCAUUCCCCACAGAUAUCACGAUCGAGAUCGCCGGCCGUUACGGCCGCAGAAGAACUACACAGCCUUCUUGAAACAAUGCGGCUAGAGCCUCCGCUCGUUCUGCUUGCUCACUCAUACGGGGCGAUCAUUGCGCGCGAGUAUCUCCACCUCUACGACCGUGACGUCGCGGGACUGGUCCUUGCCGAUGGCUCCACCGAGCGCCAGUGUGACUAUUUGCGUCUCCCAGACCCCGAUAUCGAUGCCGUAUUGGGCGAUCUCAGGGUGGCGCAGGUGACGGGGCUUCGGACAGAAGCGAGACUUUCGCGCGAUGAGUGGAGGGAACGAGCGAUUGAUAUUUCGCGCGGGGCUGUCGCUGCCCAGGUGGAGGCUAAUUCCCAUACGCUGAAUGUAGUUUGUCGCACGCUUGGGGCUAAGAGACAGUUUCAGAAUCGGGCGAUGCGGGAUCGGCCGGUGAGUGUGAUUCGCUGUAGUAUACAGGACUUUGAGCGCAUCUACGAGGCGGGAAUUGAGGCGGGCAAUGGGACGAUAGAACAGAGACAGGCGUUUCGAAGGCUGCUGGAUCGAUUGCCGGUGAUUGACCAGGAUGCUAAAGAAGAGCAGCUUCAGCUCUCGUCUAACACGCAUCUUGUUUAUCUGUCGGGGUGUGGCCACAAUGUUCAUUUGACACGCCCGGACGUGGUGGCGGCAGAAAUCCAGUGGGUGCUGGAGCAUAUUGACCAGUGGCAGGGUCUCGAGCGGGACGAGCUGAAGCUUUGA